This is a messenger RNA of Athalia rosae (coleseed sawfly), 2233 nucleotides long. RefSeq names its product UDP-glycosyltransferase UGT5-like. The record is from RefSeq and is a predicted model, not a curated record. Lineage: Eukaryota; Metazoa; Arthropoda; Insecta; Hymenoptera; Athaliidae. Gene Ontology annotation, molecular function: UDP-glycosyltransferase activity. The transcript has 7 exons. The coding region runs from base 347 to 1888 and encodes 513 amino acids.
UACGUCGUCGUCGUUCAGCCGACGAGAAUUUUACUCCGGAAUCUACGGAGGAUCGCUCCGAAUCGCGAGCGUUCUUCACAAUCGGAAGAUAAACAAGGCCGUAACAACCUACGGUGGUAUCGCAGAUAAUUAUCUGAAGUGUGUAAACGUUUAUUAAAAAUAGAGAGAGAGAGAGAAAAAAAAAAAACAAAUACUUGGACGAUUAUCGAACAGUGGUGAUUAUCAAGGGAGUACGUGAUGUUCCGUCGCAACUAACAGUGCCACAAGUGUAGCGUACCGCUGAAUUCAUUCGGUUUGUAUCCAGUGCUCGGUUCCGAAGUCGAUUUUUCCACUCGCGAUCUCCAAGAUGCGUUUGAUAGCGACGUUGGUGCUCCUCUGUCUGAUGGGGCGCGAAGGAUUCGGCGCUAAAAUUCUGGGUCUUUUGCCGUUCCCCGGAAGAUCGCACCUCUCCGUGAGUUCACCGGUGUUGCACGGACUCGCUAAAAAAGGACACGACGUCACGGCCUACGUACCAUUUUCCACCGGAUUCAACGCCACGAAUUACAGAGAGAUCGUCUACGAACAUACCCCGAUAACGAAUUCCAUCGACGUGUUGUCGGUAGUCAACGUGAACGCGAUACAGAAGCCCUUCGGUUUUUUCUUCAUGGGGAUAUUCACGACGGAAAUGGCGCUGAACACGACGGAGGUCAGAGAUCUGAUCAGAUCCGAGGAGAAGUACGACCUGAUCGUCAUGGAGGAAUUCCUGAACGAGGCGUUCUUCGUGUUCGCCCACAAAUUCAAGUGUCCCGUGGUACUAGUGAGCACCUUCGGCAGUUCGGCUGUGGUGGAUCAGAUUUUUGGAAACUCGGCGCCGCUCAGCUACGUGCCCAGUUUGUUUCUCAUCGCCGACGACAGGAUGACGCUUAUCGAAAGAUUCCAGAACGUCCUCGUCACCGUUUACACCAAUCUGUUGAGAGAUCUGUUCUACAUGCCGCGGCAGCAGGCUCUGGCCGUCAAAUAUCUCGGAGAUUCGGGCGUCGAGAUACCGGAUCUCGGAGAAAUCGAGAGACAGGCUGACUUCAUACUCGUGAACAGCCAUCCGGCUUUCUCCACCCCCAAACCGUACAUGCCGAACAUGAAGGACGUCGCCGGAAUGCACCUGAAACCGGUCAAACCUUUGCCCGCGGACUUGAAGGAGUACCUGGACUCGUCGAAGACCGGUGUGGUCCUCUUCAGUCUUGGAUCGGCCAUGCAGAGUGUCAAGAUGCCGGAGAACGUGCUCAGGGUGUUGAAGAAAUCAUUCGAACGUUUGCCUUUCGACGUUCUCUGGAAAUGGGAGAACGACACGAUGGCUGACAAGCCGAAGAACGUUCGUAUAGGGAAAUGGCUGCCGCAAAACGACCUGCUCGCGCAUCCGAAUUUGAAACUGUUCGUCACUCACGGCGGUAUAUCCAGUCUGAUGGAAACGGUGUACCACGGUGUUCCGAUCGUAGCUACUCCCCUGUUCGGAGAUCAGAUGCGGAACAUCAUGUUGGCGGAGAGGCGAGGUUACGCCAUAUAUUUGGACUUUCAAACGAUGACGGAGAACCAGAUUUACGAAGCGGUCAUGAAGGUCGCUAACGAUCCAAAGUACAAAGAGAACGUUAAGAAGGUAUCGGCCUACUGGAGGGACGACUUGAAUCAUCCUCUGGAUCAGGCGGUUCACUGGGUUGAGUACGUAUUGAAACACGACGGCGCGAAACACCUCAAGGCCACCGUCACGGAGCAGACCUUUGUUCAAUAUCUUUUGCUGGACGUCGCCUUCCUAAUCUUGACGAUAUUGACCUUGACCUUCUUAGCUGUACGUCGAAUCUUUGGAUCAAUCUGCGGGAGGACCGGCCCCAAGGCGAUUUCGAAAAAGACCAACUAGUGCGAGCGAAUCAAUUUUCUGCGGACGUGAUCGACACGAUUGAAAAUAUGUGUAAACUGGAAAUGGUCACUUCGGGGUACAGCGAGAGACUCGCAAUAGACGCGAAAGGUGCGACUGCGAUCUAAUUUCGCGUGUACCCUCGUCAUCGGUGUUGAAUUACAUGUUAAUUAUCUGAUUAAUAAGCUCGUCAAUUUUAGGCGAUAACUAGGAGGAAUUGUAGUAUCUUAACGUUAACAUUAUGUACCACCCUAAGAUAAAUAGCUCCGGGCUUAUCCAAAGAGUUGAACACCGGCAGCCGGAGUAAGUAUAUAUGUAUACUGGAAUCACUAAAGCGAUAUAUGAUAA